Eurypyga helias (sunbittern) is the source of this 504-nucleotide messenger RNA. It is a transcript of the gene CD3E, whose product is annotated as CD3e molecule, epsilon (CD3-TCR complex). Gene Ontology annotation, biological process: cell surface receptor signaling pathway; positive thymic T cell selection. Lineage: Eukaryota; Metazoa; Chordata; Aves; Eurypygiformes; Eurypygidae. The coding region runs from base 1 to 504 and encodes 167 amino acids. Gene Ontology annotation, cellular component: external side of plasma membrane; alpha-beta T cell receptor complex; membrane. The record is from RefSeq and is a predicted model, not a curated record. The transcript has 5 exons. Gene Ontology annotation, molecular function: transmembrane signaling receptor activity.
AUGAGGUUGGCGUGGUCCUUGCCUCUGCUGGGUCUCCUGCUGAGUGUGGAGAUCCUGGUGGAGAUUUCUGGAACCACAGUGACGCUCACGUGUCCCGUGAGUGAAGGCAGCAUAGCCUGGGAGUUAAGUGGGAAGAAACAAGACAACAAAGAGAGCAAGUACACUAUAGAGAAUCACGACAGCUCUCCUCUCAACGUGCGUUGUUCCUCAGAGACUACCAAGCACGAACUGUACCUGAACGCCAGAGUGUGCGCAAACUGUGAGGAGCUGGAUGCCUUGGCAGUGGCAGGGAUCAUCACUGCGGACCUUCUCAUCACCUUCGGGGUGCUGAUUUUGGUCUAUUACUUCAGCAAAGACAGACAGGGGAGAGCCAGCACCGGUGCAGCCAGUCGCCCAAGAGGUCAGAAGAUGCAGCGUCCUCCCCCGGUUCCAAACCCGGACUACGAGCCCAUCCGGAAAGGCCAGCGGGAAGUGUACGCAGGCCUGGAAUCCAGAGGCUUCUGA